Molecule: messenger RNA, 1715 nt
Organism: Nicrophorus vespilloides
Lineage: Eukaryota; Metazoa; Arthropoda; Insecta; Coleoptera; Silphidae
Exons: 2
Coding region: 43-1431 (462 amino acids)
Source: RefSeq, a predicted model, not a curated record
GAGAGCUGACCGGUUCAGUUUAAGUUUAAGUGCGUUGAAGAGAUGAAGGUGCACGUCUUGUUGGUGGUUGUUGUAUUAUUGGUGGUAUGCUUCUCCGAGGGUGAAAGCAAGAGGUCUGGUGGUAGAGGAAGAAGCUCUUCAUCUAGAUUAGGAGGAUUGUUCAAUAGGAACAACAAGAAGAAAUCGUCGAACUCGCAGAAACCUGUCAGUGCAGAUGUCGUUCCUGCAGCUAAGGCUGUGGAUGUGAAACCAUCCGCGCCUAAAUUGGAAACAAAGCCGUCGGAGAGUAAACCUCCUGCUCCCAAAUUGGAGCCUUCAGCACCUAAAUAUGAGCCUUCCGCACCCAAAAUCGAGACUCAGAAGUUCCAGAAUCUGGAUUCCCGUCCAGCGAAUAUGCAGCAGAGACCCAUCGGAUGGGACGUGGGUCAAAGCAAUCAGAACACCUACCAUCAUCAAGCGAGGAGCGUGAACAACUUCGCUUAUCCAGUGAGCGGAUCUUACGUGAAUCCCGGUGGUCACAGCUCGUACCCAUCCCAUGCCGGAGCGUACCCAAACACAGGUUCUUAUAAUUAUUACGGCACAGGGCAAAAUUAUAACUAUGGUAAUGGGUUUAAUCAACAACAACCGUUCCCUGGUUACCAUCCCACAUCGAACAUAGGCGUUAUACCGCCGAGCGGUGCUAACGCCGGUCAAUACUACAAUAAUGUAGCAGGUUUUGGGAAUCAACCCAUGAUGGGUUCUCAUGGUCAAAGCAAGGGCAUCUUCGGAUCGUUGUUUGGUGGAGGUAAUAGUGGUGGUUAUGGUUACGGAAAUAAUUACGGGAUGUAUAAUAAACCUAGAGGUUUUGGAUCAGGGUUCGGUUCGAAUGCCUUCGGGAACGUCAUGAUCGGACUGUUGGUCUGGAAUCUGUUCAGAGGUGGAUCCAGUCAAAAAUACAACGUUUACAAUCAUUACAACAAGCCUGAAGAUGCGCCGAAGGAUAUUGAGCUUCCAGCGAAUCUGAUCAUGCUGUGUCCUGAAAAUGCAACGGCUUUAUGCGCCGGACAAACGACUCCUCUCUGCACUUCCAACGAUACCAUCCUUUGCGUUGCCACUGCCGCUACAACGAUUCCUUGCAAGGAUAAUCUACUGUCGCAAUGCGUCAACGUGACUACUCCAGAGUCGGACGUGACUAAUCUACCCUGCAUUGCGAAUGCCACGGUCAAUGGGAACGUCAAUUUAAAACCGGAUGAAAAUCCGACUACCUUCAACGCCACUUUCAGCCUCUUUAACCAAUCCACUAAUCAAACCGAUACAGUUUUUUGUGUAACAACCUUAGCCGUUCCCUACAUAGAAACCAUCGACGAAACUAACAGCACUUCUUCAGUGGUGACGGAAUCUUCAAAAGUAGAACUCACAACAUUAACAACUGCAAAUAUUACCGUAACCUAGUGCAAUCUAUAUAAAGGUUUUCGCUUGAUCAACAAUCGGUUGGAGAAUCUUCUGCUAGGGAUAAUGUCGAUUUUAAACACAAUAACAUUUCUAACUGAUUCUAUUAAAGGUAUUAUUAGAGUUAUGUUCGUCGUUGAGAUGAUCAGCAAAUAUUUGAAUGGAACCUUGACAAACGACUAUUGGUAUAAGAUAAUCUACUAACUGAUGCACACUCAAAAGAGCAACGCCAAAUUACUCGUAAAUUUUGUAAAUAAUAAUGUUAUAAAUAGAAUCGUGUAAUAAUA